CUGCAAUCCGGGAAAAAUUUAGGUGUGGCAAAGGUGUGGAUGGUCGUCGAAGGCGCUCAUGAAAUGUAAAGAAAAACCUUUCAGAUCACUUUAUUUAGCUAUAUAUACAUACGUUUCUUCUGCUUUCUCACUUAAAAACACAAAUUCGUUAAAUUGUUACGUUGCUACAGUUCAAAAUAGGCCUUUGUUAGCUAGGUUAACGAGCUAACGUUAGGGUCACUUGACGUCACCACACCUGAGCUUUGAUCUGCAGGCCGGUUUCUCAUUCAGUCGCCAGAGCAUGUUUUUAUGUCAACGUACUUGCGUAUAUUUCUUGAGCUAGCUAUAUCCAUGAUUUUUACCUUUUUGUAUUCUGACCACAAGAAAAAGCUCCCUGCGUGCAAAUGCCAAGUUCACCUGAGGAUCGUUUGCGCGUGGCUGCGGUAAUAAGUGCUUUGAAAGCUGCAGGAGUCCGUGUGAAAAACUGGAAAAACUUUUUAAACGGAGAAGCCACCCAUGGGGACACGUAUAAACAGGAGAGACGGUGCAACAUCUUUGCCUUUGGCCGAGAUCUGGCCCUGUUGCCACAGUGUAAUUUACCAGAGAUGGGGGGCGCAGUCCCACGGUUCCUGGUGGACGCCUGUGAGUUCCUGUCUCAGCAUCUGCACACUGAGGGGCUGUUCAGGAAGACGGGGUCUCUGAGCCGGAUCCGUGCUCUCAGGGUGGGUCUAGAGCAGGGUGAGCCAGUGUUCUCCCCUCCUCUCUCCUCCUCCCUGCAGCCCUGUGACGUGGCCUCUCUGCUGAAGCAGUUCCUGCGGGAGCUGCCCUCUCCCCUCAUCCCUCCGGAGCUGCAGGGGGCGCUGUGCCGCGCCCAGGGCCUGGGCCCGAGGGGGGGCCGUGAGGGGGGCAGGAACGGGCCCACCCUGCUGGUGACGGCCCUGUUCCCCACCUUCCAAGCCCGGGCCCUGCGGUACCUCUGCACCUUCCUGAGGCGCGCCGCCCAGAGGUGCAGUGAGAACCGCAUGGAGGUGGGCAGCCUGGCCCUGCUCAUGGCCCCUAACCUACUGCAGGGUCUGACCGCAGGCUGCAAGCUGACCGUGGGCACGGAGAGGCUGCUGGACCGGCAGGCUGCGGUCAUCACUGCCCUCAUCACACACGCCGAACGCAUCGGAGUGAUUCCGUCCGUCGUCAUGGAGGCCCUGGCGGGCGCAGAGGGGGCGGGGUUUCAGGAGAAGGCGGGGCUCGGCGUGUACAGGAGCGUGCGGCGACAGAGGAGGCGGAGCGUCGGAGAGAUGUUCGUGGACGCCUUCAGCAAGCUGAAGACGGGCCGCGCCCCCAACGCCCCCUCCCAGCCGGACACCGCGCAGGGCCAGCAGGGGGCAGCAGUAGCUGUACCGCAGUCACCGUGCACCACCAAGCGAAAGGCCUCUCAAGAUACCGUUCCCGAGGUGGAGGGCUCUGCCAAAAAAAGACGCUCGAUCCAUGACCUGAGAGUAGAUGCCCAGCCAACAAGCCUCUCCUGCUCGGAUGACUCUGAGUCCCCCCUCAGCCAAAGCCCGACCCCCAGCCUCUGCUCCGUCACUUCUGGGCUGGAGGCCAGUGACGAGCACCACCUCCUAGCACCCCAGACUGCCUCUGCCAAGAAGAGAAACCACAGGAGGAACACCAAACGUGUGCAGAGGGUUCCGGCUCCAGAGGACCGCGCCCAGCGCAGACGCAGGUCUCUGCGCUUCUUCACGACGGGCAGCUGGAGCGGCAGCAGUACUGCCCCCUCAGAUGGCAUUGAAGCAGAUAAUUGGUUGUUGGGCACUAAACGGAUAACUGACAACCUGCAGGAACCACCCAGCUGCGAAGGGGUCCGGCCAUUUCAGCCGCCCGUCAUUCUGAUUGAUGGCCCAGGAGGAGUGGUGGUGGGGAGCGAGGUGGAGGACGACCCCGAUACGCUGAACUGCAGCUUUGUGGAGAGCCCCCCCACCAUGCCCGUCAGCAGCAGGAGGGUGUGGAGCGCAGCACAGCGCGAGGGGGAGGGGGAGGGCGAGAGGAGGGCCCCAGGGACCGGGGCCACUGUGGAGCCGGGGGAGGAGACAAACGGACCAGCCUACGGCAGGGAGGAGGGAGUACGGCCAGUGGGGGAGGCGAGUGAAAGGAAUGUUGGUUCUGGAGGGUGGCGCGAUCCCGUGGCGGAUGUUUUUCGGAGGGUCAGCCGGGGCUACCGGCCCCCGCGGCGCUCCAUCAGCCUGCCGGAGGUGACCUCGGACCAGGCUGGAGAUCAGGGAGAGGAGGAGGAGGAGGGUGCGGAUAAGUUUGGGGGUUCAGAUUUCCACAAUUGUCGGUGGUCUGUGGAGGACCCCAUGAAGGACUCUGAGGAGGUGCUGCAGAACGGGCUGGAUAAGCGCAGGGUGACGGAGAGAGAGAAGAAGGGGAAGAAAGAGGAGAAGAGGCGGGCGGGGAAGGCGGAGGAGUCGGGGCUGGGGUUCGUCCGGUCGCACCAGCGCAUGUCCGUGGCGGAUCGCAUGCGCCGGUUCAACCUGCUGUCGGCGUGGCUGAGGGCCCCAUCCCGGCCCACGCCCGUCCCCCCCUCGCCCCAGAGGGGCCCCGUGCGUCUGCGCAGGCAGGGGGCCCGCCGGUUCAGCCGCUCGGUCAGCCACGAGGCCGUGGCGGAGUUACUGCAGGAGCACAGUACCCUUACCACCAAACCUCUACCUCAGAGCCAGGAGCACUGUACCCUUACCGCCAAACCUCCACCUCAGAGCCAGGAGCACUGUACCCUUACCGCCAAACCUCCACCUCAGAGCCAGGAGCACAGUACCCUUACCGCCAAACCUCCACCUCAGAGUCAGGAGCACUGUACCCUUACCGCCAAACCUCCACCUCAGAGCCAGGAGCACAGUACCCUUACCGCCAAACCUCCACCUCAGAGCCAGGAGCACAGUACCCUUACUGCCAAACCUCCACCUCAGAGCCAGGACCUGCUAAAGCACAGGGACCUGGACCCUCCACCAAACCCCAUGAACCCUUUCAGCCUUUCCAACCCUGUGAAGCCUCAGAACUGUAUGAACCCUCCCUCCCUUUUGAAGCCUGCCAGCCCUCCUGAUAUUCAUAGUCCUGUGAACUGUCCUAACCCUCUGCACUCCUGUAACUUUCAUAACCCUCAAAACCUUCUGAACCCUUCCAUCCCUCUGAACUGUCCUAACCCUCUGAGCCCUUCCAACCAUAAUCCUCUGAACCCUGGUAACCCUGUGAAUCCUGCCAUCCCUCAUAACCCUCCAGAGGCUGUGAGCCCUCAGAAUCCCCUAAACCCUCUGACCCCUCCGUUCCCUCUGGAGCAUAUGAAGCCUCCGCGACUCUCCUUCAGGCCUCCCAAACCUCCACGCCGCCAUCCGUCCCGCCGGCUGCCCCCGGUCCCAGGGGGCCAGCCUUUCCGACACGGCCAGCGUCUGAAACAGCCCCAGCAGGACCCCGGGAGGCCCCCCCAGCCACCCAAGCCCCAGCCCAAACCGGAGGGAGAGAGCGGGUCCCCUGAACCUGACCUCCAUGAGCUACUGGAGCUGCAGCUCCGCAUACAGCACCUGCAGUCUCUGCUGGAGCAUCCAGUAUCCCAGAGUGCUCUCUGUUCGGCCCCGCCCCCUAAGCCUGCCAGAUCACCCUGCUUCCUGUCUCUCCCUCCCCCUCCGCCCCACCACAACGACGCCCGCUCACAUCGAGCCCCUGCCCUUAGCCCCCCUACAUGGCCCCUCACAGCCUCUAACCCCUGCUGCCCCCUACUGGCAGACCGGUGCAUUGGCUCGGCUCCAGAAAUGGGCGACCGUCACUGUGCCAGAGGGUUAAAUGGGACAGGGACCGGUGGGGGCGACCUGAGCCCCUCUCUCUCUCCGCCGCUGUUGCAUCUCAGGCUCCCCACCGCCAGGAGGCGCUACAGGGACUCCCCCCGCUGGCCAAUCCCUGAGAUCCACAUCACCAGCCUGACUCCCUAUCAGCUCUGAUAGGCGGACAGGAAAUUACAACAGACACCUCUUCCUGCUCACAAGCUCAACCAAAGGCAAUUAAUAGGGGAGGGAGUAAUCCUAGUCCUGCUCUCUCACCUGUACUUCUGGUUUGUGCCGUUUGUAAUGUUCACAGUUGAGAAAGUAAAGCUAGUAUUGUAUGCACUUUGGCAAUGAAUGUUACCGUAACACUGCCCUGCCAGUACCCUUUUCUGCAGUGGUUUAAGUUUUACAUUUUACGUUUGUGCAUUUAUUCAUUUUUAAUUGCUUGUGCCAUUCCAUGUCUCAAAUA
Conger conger (European conger) is the source of this 4254-nucleotide messenger RNA. RefSeq lists its product as uncharacterized. The record is from RefSeq and is a predicted model, not a curated record. Gene Ontology annotation, biological process: signal transduction. NCBI's taxonomy places the organism in Eukaryota, Metazoa, Chordata, Actinopteri, Anguilliformes, Congridae.